Haliotis rufescens (red abalone) is the source of this 4238-nucleotide messenger RNA. RefSeq lists its product as uncharacterized. The transcript has 8 exons. The record is from RefSeq and is a predicted model, not a curated record. Bases 12 to 1709 code for a protein of 565 amino acids. NCBI's taxonomy places the organism in Eukaryota, Metazoa, Mollusca, Gastropoda, Lepetellida, Haliotidae.
GACAGGGGGGCAUGGCGAGACAACACAGGGAGGAAGAGAUCGACGAAAACAAAGUGGAGGAACACAAAGAUCUGGAUAUAGAGAAGGAGCCUAAAGAUUAUUUUGUGGGGACGGUGGGUAUGGCAGAUCACGUGAAAGGACAGGAGCAGAAUAGAGAACGCUAUGCAGCUGCAAUGGCGGUAUUGGCGAACAGUGGCGUUGCCGUAUCUCAGAACGCCAGGGUUCGAGCAUUGGCUGCCGCGUGGGCCAGAAAUGACUACAAGCUCUCGGACGCCUUCCUCCAGAACCGAGAACAGUUCGGUCUGGUGGAGGUCCUGAAGGCCUUGACCUUGCUGGACUCGGGGAGACAGAUUCGAGUCCUUGAGAAAAAAAUGACAAGGUUGCAGCUGUCAGGGACAAAGGUCAGCAAAAAGAAGUUUGGGAAAUUGAAGGCUGACCUGGGGAACCUCAAAGCUAUGAAGCCCCAAACAGGUUCUGCCAGUGGCGCCACCUGCAAGCACAUCACGAGGUGGGUGAGGAACUUCACUACUCCGGAGCUGGAGUUCUACGCACUGUACUUUCCCAAACAAGGCUGGAAGAAACUUGCAGAUAUAUGCCACUUUAAUCCCAAAGAGGAUUUCCCCGCGUUACCAUGGUUUCUGCCCUUCUGCUAUGGCGGACCUGCUCCAGACAACACCAUGGUGGAGAGAUGUCAGAGCCUGACGGACAGCAACGUGAACGACCUCGUCAAGGAGUACGACAUCCCCUACAGCGUGGUCAAGGCCCACGUCAAAAACCUGACGUCGGACUCAAUGGCGAGAGUAGCGGAAUACGAGGAGAAACUGGACACCGUUCUCUGGUACUACGAGGACCUCCAGUGCCCGGAACUGGACUCUGUGGUGAAGACGAGGCUUGAGAAGGGCCACCAGGUGUCGCUGCCCAAUGGGAAGCUGUUGGAGAGACUGUUGACACUGAAAAUGAUCCGAGAAAACAUUCCCUUCGACCCCAGCUACAGCGGGUGGGACGUGCCUCGUAUUGAGAACCCCACCAAGGCCAGUUUCCACCCGGACCUGGUGACCCUGGCCGAGGACAGGCUGAGGAACAUCAAAUUGUGUCUGGAGUCCCCGGUGGUUGUGAUGGGGGACGCUUCCGGCUCAAUGGAUGUCGCGGUGCGGACCAGCACCAUCAUCGCCAGCCUCCUCACGGCGGUGACGUCCGCCAAGCUUGUCUUCUUCAACGAAUGGACCAGGGAUGCUCCGUACCUGCCAAAAACCGUCCAGCAGUGUCUGGAGUUGGCGGUCACCAUACGGGCGGAGGGGGGUACGGCGCCGGCUGCCAGUCUCUACCCCUUCUACAAGGAGAGGGAGGUGGUGAAGACGUUCAUCGUCGUCACAGAUGAGGAAGAGAUGGACGAGUGCGAGGGAUACAGGUUCUGUCCGCUCUUCAAGAAGUACCACGCUGAGGUGUACCCUGCCAAGCUGGUGUUUGUGUCCUUCCUCCCGGGCCAGCACAGCGUGGGCCGCAUGGUGAAGGAGCUGAGGGAGGAAGGCUUCAAGCCACUGCAGUACUGCCUGGAGACGAAUAGGCCCGACCUCACCAAGCUGGACAAUCUGUUCGGGCUGCUCGCUUCCAACUCUGCCGAGUUCUUUGAGGAUGAGAUCAAACAGAUGGAAUCUCAGAUUCAGAAAGACGGACUGAAUUCUGUGUUUAAGUCCACCACAGCCGUUUGAGUGCCAGAGCCUUCUUCUCUACAAGGGCAAACACGCCAUCAAGUCUCAUUCUAAGAGAUGUUGAUCCCAAAACGAGGCUUACAUUUCUGUGCUAUUUUAGCAGCAUGGAGGUUUCUAACCAGAAGUACUUGUUUUGUGAGAUAAGCUGAUUCAGUAGGACGUGAUUGUAAUGACACAAGUGCCGUGUGCAAAAUGUGAAUUCCAUUAUGACGCGUGUACGUCACAUGUAACUUUAGGGCUUCCAGUCUUUGGGUGUGGCCUGAUGGUUUCCUUUUUGUCAUCGAUUUCACUGAACUGAGAAACAACCUGUCUGUGUAAAGUUUUAACGCCUGAUGUUGCAUAUUUCGACAGGCAGGGACUACACUGCCUUGGUACUUUCGCUAUGGCUGCAAAGCUUUAUAUUGUGUGCUGAAUGACCCUGAACAACUGGACAGGUCACCUGCAGAGACUUGUGGUAUAAGGGGAAGGAGGGUUGAGUCUUGUUCCUGGUAGUGUUACACUCUAUCUGUAUGUACAGGAUUUGUUUAGGCCGCAUUCAGAAAUAUUCCAGCUAUAUGACAGCGGUCUGUAAAUAAUGAGUCAAUCCAGUGAUUGAUAUAAUGAGCAUCAAUCCACGCAAUUGAAAUAUGAUAAGUAUCAAUCAAGGCAGGGAGCCUGUAAGUCGCCUCUUACGACAAGCAUAGUCGCCAUUCACGGCAAGAAUAGUUUGCUGAAGACCUAUUCUACCCUGGAUUUAUAAAUGGUCGUAUGUACAGUACAGGACUGGAGGGGUACAUGAUCCAUCAAAUGUGGGUACCUCACUUGAGGAGAUCCCUUAUUUUGUUAAGUGAGUGAGUGAGUUAAUGCUUUACGUCACAUCGGCAAUAUUUCAGCCAUAUCGUGACGAGUAUUUUGUUAAGGAGGGGUUAGUUCACACAUUCUCAUUUAUACUUUCAGCAUGUGCGUGAGUGGGGGUGUGUGGGGUCCUCAUUGAACUUCUACCUUUAUGUGUGUGUGUGUGUGUGUGUGUGUGUGUGUGGAGGUGUGUGUGUGUGUGCGUGUGUGGAGGUAUAUAAUAAUACAAUGGUAUUAUUGUUUGUCAUUGGGGUCCAUGUUUUUUCCACGAGGGUGGGGGGUUUAACCACUUUAACCACUAGGCUACCCGACUGCACCUCUUGGCUUAAGUAAAAAUAUAACAUAUUUUUUUAGAUACUGGUUUGAUUGACAGUAUAUAAACGAAUGAUAUGUUUGUAAAAACCUUAUUUAGGUGGGUUUUUUUCCGGAUAUUUUUUUCAUCAAUGCCUUUAUCCUUGAAACAAAAAAGGAUGGCCAUUCCAGCAAAUGGUCUUACUUAUGUUUAUAUACGACAGAGUUAAGUUGUUAUGAACCUACUGUACAUAUCUAACCAGGACAACCUCUCAUUAAAGCACAGUCUGUGAUAUGUACAUAUGAGCUUCUUCCAGCUUGGCUACAGUGUGCUACAGUUUGACAUGUAGGCAUGGACCUGUAGUAUAUGUGCAUGCAGUGUAUGUGUGUGUGGUUAUCUAUCUCUGUUGUGUGAGUAGGGAGUUCUGCUGCUGUCAGCAAUAUUCCAUUGACAUCAGGUACGGAGACACCAGAAACUGUCUCCACACCUGUAACCUUGGGGAAUCAAACCCAGUCCAAAUGGAUGCUAAAUCCACUGUGCUACAACCAUGCCCUAUUUCUCAAUAGCCUUGGUUUUUGUAAUAGCAAUUCAAAGGAUAGGAAGUUAUCUUUUAUACUUGUUACUUGGGGUAUUCUGAGUGAGAUAAGAGGCCCACCAUCUGCAGUUCAGGAUUGGGGGUUGAAUUUUAUUAUGAAAUAAUCUGUUCGCAAAAAUGCUGGGAAAAAGUAGUUUUUGUAUUCAGAUUUUACACAACAAGAGAACUUGUUCACUGGACAUGCUGGUAGUUAUGAACAAUAUUUGUUUGUAGGUCACAAAACAACUGUUUGGUUCCACAUUCCAGUGAAAACAACUAUGUUUUCAAGUACUGACUGAAACAAUAUUCUGCUUCAGCCCCGAAAUAUCCCAGUGGGCAUCACCUAUACAGUUAACCAUUAAUAUUGUGGGGAGGGACACAGGUAGAUUAGUGGUCUAAGGCACUGCAAUAUGCAGAGUUGUGUCCCUUAGUCAUGCCAGGAACAGCUGAUAAUAGCUCAAAUCCAACAUUACGAUUUUGAUCCUUAAUCAGCAAAGUGGUAACCUUGGUGACCUGUGUCAGUGUUGGCUUUCCUUGACCAUUUCGUUGGCAGGCAGUCAUGUUGCUGAAAUACUGGUCAAGCAGCAUUAACAUCAAACUCACCCUUCUUCAUCGUUCACACAAGUUCAUCACUGAAGUUUCUCUGGGAAUGUGCAAUACUCAUAUGUAUACAUUUAUACAGUGCUGCUCUUUGUAAAUCAUUGGUGUUGUUUCACUAUCUCUGCUUUCAACAUUGAGUAUUGUAAUAAAUAAAUUUAUGCAGCACUGGCGACUGAGUUGAACUUGUAUAUUGUAAUAAAGAGGAAAUAAAAAGUUUUUAUUUGACUCA